This is a messenger RNA of Prunus mume (Japanese apricot), 2469 nucleotides long. NCBI's taxonomy places the organism in Eukaryota, Viridiplantae, Streptophyta, Magnoliopsida, Rosales, Rosaceae. The record is from RefSeq and is a predicted model, not a curated record.
UUUGCUUAUUGUAGUUUGUUCCCGCCUGAUUAUGAGAUCCCCGUAAAGAAAUUAAUUAAGUUAUGGGUGGCACAAGGGUUCGUUAAGUCUUCAAAUCCUAAUGAGUGCUUGGAAGAUGUUGGUUAUGAAUAUUAUAACGAACUAGUUUGGAGAUCUUUUUUCCAAGAAGAAGAAAAAGAUAAGUUUGGUAUAAUAACAAGCUGUAAAAUGCAUGAUCUCAUGAAUGAACUUGCUGUUAAAGUGGCAGGGGAGGGAAGCAGAAUUAUAGAUCACAAUAAGACUGAUUUUGAUGGAAAACGUCUUCUUCAUGUAUCUUUCGAUUUUGAUGUUGAUUCGCUGGAAUGGAAAAUACCGACAUCCUUGCUGGAAUCACAUAAGCUAAGGACUUUUCUUUUCCUAAGCCAACAUUUGUGGAAGGAGUCAUUCCAUAAUUCAUUUUGUGCUACAAUUGCUUCAAAUUUUAAGUCAUUGCGUAUGUUGAGUUUGAAUGGAUUGGGAAUUACAAAAUUGCCAAAAUGUCUUAGGAAAAUGAAACAUUUAAGAUAUCUUGAUCUUAGUUUUAAUCCCAUUGAGAGACUUCCAAAUUGGAUAGUCGAACUUCAAAAUUUGGAAACACUAGAUCUCAAAUGGUGUCAGUCUCUUGUGGAAUUGCCUAGAGAUAUCAAGAAAUUGAUCAACUUGAGGCAUCUGAUUUUGGAAUUCUGUUAUAAAUUGGCUCGAAUUCCUCCUGGAUUGGGUGAAUUGACUCGUCUUCGUACUUUGAGUAAAUUUGUUUUGAGCAAAAACAAUUCCAUGUUGAGGGACAGUGCAGGGCUCAGUGAGUUGGGGAAGCUGAAAGAUUUAAGAGGAAAGUUGGAGAUCAGAAAUUUGGGGUACAAGAAAGAUAUAGUGUCAGAAUUGAAUUAUGAUGGUGCAGUUUUGAAGGAGAAACGACAUCUCUAUUCGUUGACUUUACAUUGGAUGCAAAUCGAAAGAGAAAAUAGUGAUGCGGUUGAGGAGGAGAGUGAUGUAAUUAUUAAGUCAAUGGAAGCGCUGCAGCCCCAUUCAAGUCUAAAACAGUUAACCUUGCUGAACUAUAUGGGUGCGAGGUUUGCGAGUUGGUUUCAUUCUCUCACAAAUAUUGUUAAUCUCGGAUUGUAUGACUGUGAUAGAUGCCAACAUCUUCCACCGUUGGAUCAUUUACCUUUUCUUAAGAGUCUUGUGCUUUUGGGGUUAAGGAAUUUGGAGCACAUAUCAGCAGAAGACAAGGUUAAGGACUUUGCCGGUGAUGAGAUGAUGAUGAUGUCAGCUGCUUCUCCAUCGACGACCUUCUUUCCCUCCUUAGAGAGUCUUCGUCUAACUGAUUGCCCUAAUCUCAAGGGAUGGUGGAGGAAUGAAACAGCUUCGGCUUCUUCAUUUCCUUGUCUUUCUUCUUUAGAGAUAGAGAAUUGUCCUAACCUAACUUCCAUGCCGCUGUACCCAAAUCUUGAUAGACUGGAUUUAUGGAGAAGCAGCUGGAAUGUCCUUCCCUCAUCCAAAUUAAAAUAUCUGGAGAUUAGGGACGUUGAGGAUAUAGAAUAUGUGCCAGAAGAAGGGAUUGGAAACCUCACAUUACUCCAAGAGCUCUCAAUUGAUCGUUGCCCUAAUUUGGUAUCACUACCAGAUCAAGGGAUGGGUAGCCUCAUCUCCUUACAGAGACUGCAUAUUUCAAAGUGUCCUAAUUUGGCAUCACUCCCAGAAGGGCUUCGUUGCCUCGCCUCAUUAAAAAGGUUGACAAUUGUAGAUUGCCCCAUCUUAAAGCAAAGAUGCCAGAAAGAAACAGGUGAGGACUGGUCCAAGAUUGCUCACAUCCCAGAAAUUGACAUAGACUGGUCCAUUUUAUGAUCUUUAAGGGUUGGGUCAGUGCACUAAAAACUCUUAUGGCUUGAUUGUGAUUGUGCAACAGCAGAUCACCAACAAAGUGGUGACCAUGAAAUUGGGAAGCCAAGCACGGCGCACCAUCUUAGAUUCAAAAGGGCAACAGCAAGCUUCUCUUCAGAAUCUUUAAAAAGUUGUACUAUUCGUGAUUCAGCUUCCGUGUCUUCAGCAAAGAUGAAGUCAUCCUCAAAUUCUGCCUUUUCUGGAAAGCUGCCAUCUUCUUCACAUAUCAUGCGCAUACUCAAAACCUGCAGCGCUUCCAUGGCCGUGCUGUGAAAACCACUGUUGGCAUAUGCAGAGAAAACAAAAUGGCAGGUCGCUGGAUCCGGCUGGACUUUUUCUUGGUGCAUCCACUCAACGACAAAUUCAACUACCUCAAUCACUUCCUGACAUUUAUUGCAGGGGAGAAGAAAAAUAUAUAUUACUAUCGAAUAAUGCAACCACAAUUUUUGUGGUUGAUCAAAUUAUAAUCAUGUAUAUCGAGAACCAUGCUGCUCUUUUGAUCUUACCUUUUCACAGGCUUUUUCAAGAAUGGUAUUAAAUAGCAAGGUAUCAAGUUCAUUGCGUUCUGAA